This is a messenger RNA of Saccostrea cuccullata (small rock oyster), 864 nucleotides long. RefSeq names its product E3 ubiquitin-protein ligase TRIM36-like. The transcript has a single exon. Bases 1 to 864 code for a protein of 287 amino acids. Gene Ontology annotation, molecular function: zinc ion binding. The record is from RefSeq and is a predicted model, not a curated record. Lineage: Eukaryota; Metazoa; Mollusca; Bivalvia; Ostreida; Ostreidae.
AUGGCUACCGCCCAAGGACAGGAUAUCAUUUGUUGUCAGUUAUGUUCCGAUCCAGUAAAGCAUUACUGUAAUCUUUGUAGGGUGAACUUGUGCUCCUCAUGCAUACCAAAACAUAUGGCUGACGAAUCGAGGAAACAUGAAAUUGUUGGAUACUCUUAUAGAAAAAGAACCUCAUUUGUUCUUCCAACAUGCCCUUUACAUGAGAAGAAAGACUGCGAAGCGUACUGUCAGCACUGUAAAACUUCAAUAUGUGUAACGUGCCUAAUAGAUUCCAACAAAGACCACAAAGACCACUCAGUAAUCAAAAUGAAUGAUAUUCUUCAAGAGAAGGAACAGAAAAUUAGAGCUGACAUAAAACACAUGGAAAAUAGUAUGAUUUCAAAGUACAAUAUUGCCACCUUAUCUACAAUCACUGGAAAAUUUGACGAAGUCUUAUCUAUCAUAGAAAAUAGAAAGGAUGAGAUCUGUAAAGCCGUUUAUUCAACAAGCAAUAAUCUGAAAGACCUGGUAUCAAAACAAAAAGAAGAAGCAGUGAAGAAAUAUGAGGAAAGCCAGGAUAAGAGAAAUAAUGCUCAGAAGGAAUUUAAAGAAAUCAUUCAGAAUACCAAGGACAUCCUUAGCAGCAAAGAUGCCACAGCCAUUAUAGAUUAUCAACCAACAAGUAAUCUAGAUUUUCAAAGCCCAGAACUACCAAAAUUUCCCUGUUUAGAUUUACGUCCUGAAUUGCUUAAACAAGACGAAAUUGAGCAUAUGUUUGGUUAUCAAACACAUAUGCAAAAAAUGAUCGAAAUAACCACCAGACGUCCUCCAAAGGCGAGAGGAAUUCCUCGGGGCUAUUUUAAAGUUUACAAAACAAAAGAGUGA